Messenger RNA from Anoplopoma fimbria (sablefish), 2509 nucleotides. RefSeq names its product TLE family member 5-like. Gene Ontology annotation, biological process: negative regulation of canonical Wnt signaling pathway; regulation of DNA-templated transcription. The transcript has 7 exons. Gene Ontology annotation, cellular component: transcription regulator complex; nucleus. The record is from RefSeq and is a predicted model, not a curated record. Gene Ontology annotation, molecular function: transcription corepressor activity; protein binding. The coding region runs from base 376 to 987 and encodes 203 amino acids. NCBI's taxonomy places the organism in Eukaryota, Metazoa, Chordata, Actinopteri, Perciformes, Anoplopomatidae.
AGCUGCUCUUCUCCUCAAAGCAGAGGAAAGUCAGCGGCUCAUGUGUCAACAUCCAGGGUUUCCCCGGGGAGGUGUAACGUUAACGCUAUUCCAACAAAAAAACCUGAUGUUCCUUUGAAGCCCUUUUUGUAUCUGUUUCGUUCACCUGCUCGUCAUCGGAGGGAGGUGUUUCUCAACCCGCCUGCGAAGACCAGCACGCGCUCUCCGGCUCGCGCUGCCUCCACGCUAGCUAACGCUGUUUUAAACGAUGACAGAGUACAAAGUGCGAGUAGCGUCUCCUCUCAUUUAGUCACAUCUGGAGGACCUGUUAGCUUUAGCCAGCUAGCCCGGUGAUUCGAUAAAAACCCGAGGAACACAGCGGAACACACUGCUGACAUGAUGUUUCCUCAAUCAAGGCACUCGGCAUCCUCUCAGUCCAGUCAACCUCUCAAGUUCACUACUUCUGACUCCUGUGACCGCAUCAAGGAUGAGUUCCAGUUCCUCCAAGCACAGUACCACAGUUUGAAGUUGGAGUGUGAUAAACUGGCCUCUGAAAAGUCAGAGAUGCAGCGUCACUAUAUCAUGUACUAUGAAAUGUCCUACGGGCUGAACAUUGAAAUGCACAAACAGGCUGAAAUAGUGAAGAGACUGAAUGGCAUCUGUGCUCAGGUGCUGCCUUACCUGUCACAAGAGCAUCAACAGCAAGUCAUGGGCGCCAUAGAGAGAGCCAAGCAAGUCACGCCCCCUGAGAUGAACUCCAUUAUACGGCAACAGCUCCAGGUGCAACACCUGUCCCAGCUCCAGGGCCUGGCCCUGCCUGUGACCCCGCUGCCCCUGGGCCUCACCCCGCCCUCCCUGCCCGCCGUCUCCUCCAGCUCCGGCCUGCUCUCCCUCUCCUCCAUCCUGGCCAACUACUCCCAUGGCCAGGCCCAGGCGGUGAAGGAGGACAAGGCCCGGGAAGCCGCAGAGAGAGCGCCCCGAGGAGAGGACGGGGACAAGUCAGACUAGUGCAGACAUGGCAAGGAGGUUUGGAGGGGGGUUGUUGUGGGGCGAAGUGUCUAAAAAAAGGUAAAACUGUAAAUGGAGAUUGAUGUAAGUCUGGCUGCCUGUCUGCUGAGUGUUGAUGUAGAAGAGUAACUGCAGGGAUGAUGACAUGCAGAGAGGACAGAUUUUUGGAUGUGCAGAGAACGAAACUGCUUAACGGCUGAGAGUGAGAGUUAAAUGUUCCUAUUAUUUAGUGGUAAUAGACUCAGUUCAGGCUUCUAGACUUAAAAUAGAUGCUUUUUUUUUUUUUUUUUUUUUUUUUUUUUUUUUUUUUUUAGUGUAAGCCACUGUUGUUAGGCUUAACCAAGAUAAAUGUUUUCCCAUUUGGAGUGAGAGCUGAGGAUGAAAGCUAACAGCAGUGUCCCUUACACAGAUCAGCCUCUCACUGGUUUAUACUUCUUAAAUCUUUUUUUUUUGUUUGUUCAUGUCCUCCUCAGUCCCUCAGAGUUUUGUUUUUACUGGCCUGUCUGCCAGUCACAGUUAGCAAUUUAGCAACAUCUCGGUUCUCUCUGACUCCCGUCCCGCCACUCAAAGCGUACAACAGCGCCAUCAGGGUUUGUUUUUUUUCAAAAGGAAAACAUGUUGACUGGAGCUGUUUGAAUUGGGAUCCCAUUCAUUUAUUUACUUGGAGCCAAAUUGAAUCUUAGUCUGAUGUUAAAAGGGACAUUCAAACCCUUCAAACAUAAAUCACCUGACUUUUCAACAUUUUUUGCAUUUUCAUAUGACCAACCACUGGAUGCAUUAUCUUAGCUGUGUACCUCAAUCCCGAAUAAAAAGGGGGUUUAUUCAAUUAAAAACCUAUAGUUUGUACAAAUGUUAGUAUACCCAUCUUUAGGGUUUAAUAUUGUUUCAUAGGCCUAGCUGCUGCUGCUGCUACUGCUGCUACUGCUGCUACGCGCACUAUGUGGCAUGGACCCUGACUCAUCUUCAAAUGACAAGAAUUAAAGCUCUGAAAAAAAUUGACUUUAUUUUGACAUGAUGUUUUCGUGAGGGUAGAGAUGGGCUAAUUAGACAUUCAAAAUGUGUCUGCGUGUGCUUGAGUGAAUGUUGUCGGAAAGAAGAAAACACUUGUUUAAUUUAACUACAUUUUUUUCUUAAAGCACCUUUUUUGUAUUUUUCUUCACACCACCCCCUGCUCCUGCCUGUUCCUCGAACUGGUCCACCCUUUAACUGACCAAGACAAACUUGAACAGGAUCUAAACUUCAGAACCAGAUGGUCGUAAAAGACAUACGAGUACUGUAUUUCUGUAAGUUAGAAGAGCACUUCAGUUUAUACUGAGACUGUAUCAAGCACCUGUCUUUUCCUGUCUUGUUUAACUUGUGUGUGAUUGUUAGGGGAAGAUCCCCUCCUUUUUUUCUUUUUUUUUUUCUCGCUUUGUUUUUAUGACGAAUGUGUUUGGGUAAGGUUGCUAAAGCUCUGUUGGCAACAUCAACCAAGCGUUCCCUCAGAAAACAGUGUAUUAAAAUUAGAUUCCCACAGUCAGAA